Molecule: messenger RNA, 1110 nt
Organism: Mytilus trossulus (common blue mussel)
Lineage: Eukaryota; Metazoa; Mollusca; Bivalvia; Mytilida; Mytilidae
Product: mediator of RNA polymerase II transcription subunit 28-like
Exons: 4
Coding region: 80-730 (216 amino acids)
Cellular component (GO): mediator complex
Source: RefSeq, a predicted model, not a curated record
UAUAAUUUUACUGGUUUCCGAAAUAUGUUUGCAACGAAGAAUAGACAAUAGAUAUUUAUACUGGUAGGAAGAAAAUACAAUGAACCCAGAAAAUUUGAAACCCAAUUUUCAUUUAAUUGAUGAGCUUGAGUCUUCUUUUCAGAAUUGCACAGCAGCUGUAACCAGUCAGGAACACUUUAACACCCAAGACACAGACGAGUUGAAACCAGGAGCAGAACAAACUUUCCAAAAGUUCCUAGAUUUAUGUAGACAGACAGAGGCAUUCUUCCUCAACAAAAGGCUGGUGUUGUCAAAGCAGAAACCUGAACAAGUCAUUAAAGAUGAAACUGAGGAUCUGAGAGCAGAACUUGAGAGGAAAGAUGCUUUAAUCAAACGCAAUCAAGAAAAAUUACAGCAAUGGCAGACAUUAUUAAAUAAUAUUCAGAGGGGACCAGGUGGGAGCUUGCCUGGGUCACAUGGUGCUCAGAGCCACCAACCCCAUCAGUCACAACAGAUGCAUCCACCUCAUGGUUAUAAUGUUCAAGGAGGGACACAGAUGGCACCAAUGGGAGGAAGUCAAAUGUAUCAUCCCCACCAUAAUCAAGGCCCCCCUCAGACUGUAGGGAUGAUGAUGCCACCUCAGGGGCCUGGUCCUGGACAUCAGCCACCACCAGCAUACUCAUCACAAGUGCCAUCAGCAUUGGCCAGUCUGGAGACAAUGUCCAGUUUGGGGAUGCAGGAACGAAGAUAGUGCAAAUUGUAUUUGAUAUUGUUCAUCAUGGCAGCUUUUCUAAAUUGUUUUGAACUAAGGGCUAUUCCAGAAAUUAGUUAAGUUUGGAGUCACUUAUAUUAAGAUAUACUUGUUAUGUUAUGUGUUUUUGAUUUUAGAUCAGAAAAAGGUACACACAGUCAAUUAAAAUUUCAUGCAUGUAGAGGGUAUACAAAAUGUGCUCCCCACACCCAAGUGCAAUUAUUUCUGGAAUAGUGCUGAGUCAUUUGUAUCAUAAAUUGCAGUAUCUGAAAAAUAAAUGUUGUAUGGAAUGCAGACAUAGAAGAAAUAUACAAAAUUGCUGAAUUUUAUCAGCAUUUAGUGUGGAUUUUAUAAAGAUUUUCAAUAAAAGUGUAUGAUGU